GUGGGACUCGCCGCGACCUCAUGAUGCUCCCGCCGCUGUCUUCCCGGGCCUGUUCGCGCAGUCUCAGGGGUGGCAUGCCGGGCACCGCCUGCCCGAAGGCAUGGGGCAGAAGCCUGAGAGUGGGACAGUCCUGCCGCCUCCUGCCGAGGGCGAGCUGGAAGGCGAGCCCAGGUCCUGGCGGCUUCCCUAUGCCAUCUGAUAGGACUGCCGCCGGCUCAGUGCAGUUUCUGCUGGUGAAGGGCAGGAAGAAGGGCCUAAUCGCAUGCUCCAAGACGGUGAAAUAUGUUAUCGGAGACUUGAAGGGUCUGCACCGGAAGAUCAGCUCAAGGGUCGCAGAACCGCUGUACGUUUUUGCUUUCCAGCUGAAACAGCUCCAUCGCAAGCACCACACUUAUAUCCUGACCAACAGGUUAAAACCUCUUGAGGGGUUGGAGGAGGAUCUGGGAAGAGAUGGCCCCAGAUUAGGUCUCUUAGUGAUGAUCAUGGGUCUUAUCUACAUGAAAGGUAAUAGCACAGUUCUAGGAGAUGCUGAGUUGCUUGUAGGGUGCUUCCAUCAAAAUAUCUUCUUUGGUUACCCCAAAAGGCUUAUUAUGGAAGGUUCUGUUCAGCAGCGAUGCCUUAGUUACAGACAGGUGCCUCAAUCCAAACCAUCAGAAUAUGAAUUCUCUUGUACUUCCCGAAGCAACCUGGAAAAUCACCAAGGUGGAAGAAGUGGGGCUCGUGUCCAGGUUUCAGAAGAAUGAACCGCUUAUUGGCCGGAGCCGUAGGAGCCAGAGCCGAGGCUACAUAGGGCCCAUUUUAUGGCCACCCUCCACGGCUGGUGAGGGUGGGGGAAAAGAUGGCCAACGAGGGCCUAGUAUCCACUGUCUUUGAGUUGUAAGUAAUGUCAUUUCUGAGAAAAUGGUGAAGCUUUAGUUUUUAGAUCUUAUCUAUUGUUAUCUUUUGUUACUUUUAAUAUAUUAAAUUGCUAUUUAUAAGUGAGGCCGUUCUUUUUCUUAUAGAAUUUUGUUGUAGUUUUGCUGAUUUUUGUAAAUCGAGUAGUAAAACUUUGUAUUUUAUUCUGUGGUUCUGAAUGCAUUGUGCAGCAUUGUAAUUCUGGUCCUUGAUUGGCAUGAAGGGACUCAGCAUAUUGAUCAGGUACCUCUGUGUGUGUGUGUGUUUGUGUAUGUGUGUAUAUUUGUAAGCUUAUUUGAUGCCGAGCCUCUGACUUUUUUUUGUUUUAUUACAAAAAAAAAAAAAAAAAACCAAAAA
Molecule: messenger RNA, 1251 nt
Organism: Mus caroli (Ryukyu mouse)
Lineage: Eukaryota; Metazoa; Chordata; Mammalia; Rodentia; Muridae
Source: RefSeq, a predicted model, not a curated record